AUGAAUAGCAAAUUCUCAAUUGGUAUGAUGAACAGCAAAUUCCCUUGGCAUACGAAUUUACUAUGCUUGCAUCAGGUGGAAAAGCUGGUAGGUUCAAGCCUACGUGCAUUGCUGGAGGUCUGGAAGUGGAAGCAUGGGGGCACUGACCUUGGUGUGCGACGUGGGCUGGCGCUAGGAGAAGGCGCUAGGCCUUGUGCUGGAGCUGUAGUGAGCGGGCCAGGGGGAGAUGCGGGCUGCGCAGGAGAAGAAGGGCUAGGUCUUGGCCUGACGUGGGCCUCCGUGCUGAAACUGGGACUGGCGCUGGCUGGAGAAGUGGGCAAAUUGGGCUGCCACCAUUCAGCUUGGGCUGGUACUUUGAAAGAAAGUGAAGAACGUAGACGUCCUAUACCGCUUGGGUUUGAUCCAUCUCUCCGACUUGGUGAUAACCCACUCAAGCGUUUAGGCUUUAUGUAA
Molecule: messenger RNA, 453 nt
Organism: Prunus armeniaca (apricot)
Lineage: Eukaryota; Viridiplantae; Streptophyta; Magnoliopsida; Rosales; Rosaceae
Source: the annotation of a GenBank genome assembly